Messenger RNA from Exophiala oligosperma, 1671 nucleotides. RefSeq lists its product as uncharacterized. The transcript has 2 exons. Gene Ontology annotation, biological process: regulation of DNA-templated transcription. Gene Ontology annotation, molecular function: DNA-binding transcription factor activity, RNA polymerase II-specific; transcription cis-regulatory region binding. Gene Ontology annotation, cellular component: nucleus. The coding region runs from base 1 to 1671 and encodes 556 amino acids. Lineage: Eukaryota; Fungi; Ascomycota; Eurotiomycetes; Chaetothyriales; Herpotrichiellaceae. The record is from RefSeq and is a predicted model, not a curated record.
AUGUACAGCUUCCCCAGGUCUCAAAUGGACACCACUCUGAAGCUCCCUUUCAACUGGCAGAUGAAGACGCAUCAACCCAAUCAUUUUCCAAUGCAGAGUUGGGUGGUUGCUCUUUUGACAAGGUGGAGGUUUUGGAAUUAUUCAGACUGUGAGUCGUCUUCUCUCAGCCAGCAAUUCGAGAUUCCUAAGUCCUACGUGGUCAGCUUCCAGAAGUCGUUUCAUCCUCAUAUUCCGAUCAUAGACACCGCUGUGCCAAUACAGACUAUCAACGAGACGAGUCCUUUUCUUUUCUGGACCAUUAUCUUUCUCGCCAGCAGAUAUAACAGAAAUUACGUCCACAAGUCCAACCUUCUCGUUGAAUCAUACUCCGAUCUUGUGGUUCAGACAGUAGUGAAGACACCGCUUUCCUUCCACACAGUCCAGGCGAUGUUGUGCCUCUGUACAUGGCCACUGCCCGUCAUGCGCCAGCAACAGGAUCCCAGCUCUAUGUACUCAGUGAUGGCAGUGCAUGCGGCCUCACAACUGGGACUACCACUGGCUGCUGAUCUGGCGUCGCGCACAUUCGUCAGCCUUCAGGCAGAUUUUCGCCGUGGAAUGGCGAAGACUUGGCUUGAGUGCUUCAUCACGAGCACUAACCUUGCACUCAUGAACGGAUUAACCCCGCCCUUGAGAACCCCAAACGACCUCCGUACAAUCAAGCGCAUGAUUAAGUUCGACAAUUUGCCCACGAAAUUAGUAGUCGAAGCGGAAAUCUUAAGGUGCUUAACGAAGCAUUAUGACUCUCUCGUCGGGGAGAUGGACAGUUUCGCACGAGACACCAUCGUCCAAUUGUGUGAUCAAGAGCUUGAUAGUAUUACGGCUCGGCUGCAGUGUUCCUUUGAUUCCCAUCUAAGUUUUAUUUUCUGGAUGGCAAAGCUUCACAUGUACGCACUGGCGUUAGUGAAGGAAACCCAGCAACUGAAAGACAAACAGUAUUUUGAGCCUGACACCUUGUGCUCAACAUUGCAGCAAUUAGCUAUGACAACGGCCUACCGCGUCAUUGAUAUAUAUUGCAAUGAUCUCGGAACCCCAACAUGCAACACUUACGACACGAGCCUGGUGAAUCAACACAUUGCAUUUCCCAAGAGCUUCUUCUUUGGGGUCAUGGUCGCAACCUUUUUGCUAAUCAAAUACUCCGUUCUCAACAGAUCCACCUCGACCGAGAGGAAAGCAGAGUCUCGUCGCAAAAUUCAGAUGGUACACACCAAACUCCAGGAUUACUCAUCGCACCAAUACACUGAGCCAGGUCGAGCCGCUUCCGUCAUCGAAGUGCUUUGCCGAGGCAGUCCGGAUACAAUUGAGCUUGGAGCAGAAAUCGAGGUCGGGGGAGGCGCAUCGAUUGCAUUGAAUGCCCUCAUAGCUGCCGCAAACCUUCGCGGAAAGCGCAACUUGAAAUCUCACUUGCUACAAAGACUCAAUCCUGUGUCUCCAACAUCAACGUCUGACAAGUCACAGCUGACAGCUGAUGACGCUGGCCACUCAACUCCAGCCAAACCCAUAUCUGAAAUGCUUGAGGAGACUGCGUCUCUUCCCUCCGAUGUUUGGAAUCAGUCAUUCAUGGAAUUGCUGGAUUUCAACAGCUCGACUCUCGAUUUUGAGACCGAGGAUGGCACAUACAUCGCACAUGACUGA